Carassius carassius (crucian carp) is the source of this 1719-nucleotide messenger RNA. RefSeq names its product LIM domain transcription factor LMO4.1-like. The record is from RefSeq and is a predicted model, not a curated record. The transcript is spliced from 5 exons. The coding region runs from base 385 to 888 and encodes 167 amino acids. NCBI's taxonomy places the organism in Eukaryota, Metazoa, Chordata, Actinopteri, Cypriniformes, Cyprinidae.
UGUAAUUUCAGCGUAAACUGAUUUCGCAGCUCAUAGGAGGCUUUAGACAUUAAGUCAUAAGAAAGCGAGUUAUACAUUUUAGUUUUAAGAAAGCGACAGAAAGAUCAUGUGCAAAAGGAAAGGCUCUACAUUAAUAUGAGUUUGACGGUGGCAGCAGAGCGCUUCUGAAGAGGGGGACGAUUCUGAAGUUUGUUGGAACACGCGACACUCGGAUUAUCAACAGCGCAUUUUCUUCAACAAUUUUCUUUUGCUGGACGAAAACAAAAUACAUAUAUAAAAAACAGCCAGUCUCUCACUGUUUAUCAACUCACAAUAACUUUGAGAUUGAUCCCACCACCUUUUGGCUUCUUUCCAGACUCCGUAACUUACAAAUAGCGGCAGGCGAUGGUGAACAGCCGUGUGGAAACCGCAGCCGUUGCAGUAACAGGAGGCAGCGGCGGGGCAGUGCGCUCCUGUGCAGGCUGCGGAGGUCGGAUCUCGGAUCGCUUCCUGCUCUUCUCCAUGGAUCGGUACUGGCACACGCGCUGCCUCAAGUGCUCCUGCUGCCAGGCUCAGCUGGGAGAGAUCGGCAGCACCUGCUUCAGCAAAGGAGGAAUGAUCCUCUGCAAGAACGAUUACAUCAGGUUGUUUGGUCACAGUGGAGCCUGCAGUGCAUGUGGACAGUCUAUCCCUGCCAGUGAGAUGGUGAUGAGGGCCCAGGGUAAUGUCUACCAUCUAAAGUGUUUCACUUGUGCCACAUGUCGAAAUCGCUUGGUGCCUGGUGACCGAUUUCACUACGUCAAUGGCACCAUCUUUUGUGAACAUGACCGACCAGGUGGAGCUUUGCUCAGUAGUCACCUGACCCCCCUGCAGAACAACACCCUCCUACCUGACCAAAAGGUGUGCUGAGAAAACAAGGAUGUAUAAUUUGCGGCGUGCCUUCUCUUCAUUUUUUCCUCCCAUCUUCCCUUCAAUCCAUCAUUGUGAAUGUCCACCCACACCCAAGAUGUCCACUUUUCUUUCGUGCAUCCAGCCAGAACUAGGCAAGUACUCUGGGUCACUUGCGAGACAAUCACCCCUAACGAGGGAAACACAAUCAAAUUGGAGAAAUCUGAGAAUGAUCACUCAUAUGUGGUCCAUCUGGUUAUGGCUGGGAUGGCUGAAGCCUUACUCUUUUAAAGAGCAGCUAAUUAAAGCUGGGGUGAUUUUGUUCGCUUUUGAGAAGUUUCUCAAGAAAUGUUGUGGACAUUACCUGACAUUUUGGACUGCAUGGGUCUAUGGAUUAUGAAAGCUAUCACUUCUUGCCCACAAAAUGAUGUUUUAAGACUGUUAAAACUCACAGUUUUGUUUCAGUGGUGGUUGCCUUUAGCUUACAGGCCCUUUUCACUUUAAGUGUAAUUUGAUCUUUUUUGAAAACGUUCUGUCAUCUUUGGUGCCUAAAAAAAAAACAUUUUUAUGUCCAGUUUUUUUCUCCUUUGUCAUUUACUUCUUAGCAAGUAAUUAUACACAUACAGAGUACAGACACGUGAAGAUGUAUUGUUUUGUCUACUCGCGUUUAUGAUGUAUGAAGUGCUCUUUUUGAAAGAGUCAGAGUCUCCAGAGGAAACAGCAUGUUUUUUUUUCCAUGGUUUGGUAGAAUAAAUAUGUCUGUAUGCAUAUUCUCUAAUAGAGACUGCUAUUCAGUGUCUGCCAAGACUUUUGGGAGCGUGAGGGAGAUGGAGAGUAAAAUUGUACAUAUCC